AUGGCGAACGCCAACAAAACAGAUCCAUUUGAACAUUUGUCUUCAAAUAAUCAACUCAGUGAUGACCAGUUGAAACCUGAAGAAAUUUCCAGCUUUUUAACAGAUGAAUAUAAGAGAAUAGAGAUGUGUAGCAAACAAAAAUCCAACGUCCCGAAAUUUCCGAAAAUUGUUUCAUCAGACACAAAACGACCGCACGUGAGAGAGAUUGUUGAGCCAGACGAUUUCGAUGAGAAUGGGCAAAUAACAGAAGCAGAUUUGAAUACAAGAAUUGCCAAUCCAACACACGAUAGGCGGCUACCCCCUAUAAAACCGAGAGUCCCUAGAUCACCUGUAAUAUCAUUUGAACACGAUUCGCCGUUAACCGCUAUUGAACAAGACACACGCCACACAGAACUAGAACUACUAGACCGUUCAGAAUCUACUACACCAUCGGAAUGUCUGGACUAUAGCGAUGAAUACAACCAAAACAGUGUGAUCAUCUCUAAUUUGCCUAUCGGUCAAUCAGAAACUCACUUGAAGACAUAUUUGGAAAGCAAGGGUUUCUCGGAUGUUGAAGUCAAUGUAUAUCUGUUGUCCAACAGAGCAUAUGUCAAAUACAGUUCUUACUCAGGUUAUGAGGAAUGUCGAAUAUUUGGAAAGAAGGAUAUAUUAGAAGGACAAGAGAUCACUCUAUUAGAACCUGAUUGUAGAAGACUAUUCGUGAAACAAAGUGUCAACAAGAAUGAAAUUGAACGUGUUCUGAUAACUACCCUAAGUAAAAGAUUUCCAGAGAUGAAGCUUAAGUCAGUUACGUAUGAAGAUGAAGCAGCAUAUGUCGUAACAUUUAGGAAACAAUCUCAAGAACUUGAUCAACUUAUAAAAGAAUUAGAAGCAAAUGAAGACUUUGGUAAUUCUAUAUCCUGGCAACGACUUGAAAAGACUACGUGUCUGGCUAUCACUGGCAUCCCAACACAUCUGACACUUACUGAUGUGCACAAGUUAAGAUAUUCACAUGAGGCAACUGAUGUGAAAUGGACAAUGGCGGACAGAACUGCUUUCCUAUAUUUCAAAGAAUCAAUUGGCAUGGAAAUGGUUAUACGUAAGAUACAACGGGCAAAAAACAAUGAACGUAUUACCGUACAACCGCAAUACUCAUUCUACAAGUUUCCAAAGGUUAUACUCUCUAAUUUGAAGGUAUCGUUCAACAAACAUAUAUUCUCCCAUGUCAAUAACCAUCUCGGAUACAGAGAACAGUUUGACACAAUUAUCGCCAAGGCAAAGGCGAAAAUUGUGACAAUGGAUGAUGAUGGCAACUUAACAUUGGAGUUUGAUGUCUUCGGAUCUACACAGUCCGAUCAUUUGGAAAUGGUUGAGCGGAAGGAAUGGUGUGAGCGAAGCCUUUGUGCCUUCAUUAGUAAUUACACACUUAUAGAAGUCGACAUCCCUGAAGACAUCGACUUAGAUGUAAUAAAAAGUAAGACAAGUGUAAUUUCAUCCCAGGCAACGCAGAUUGAAGUCCACUUCACUGAUAAUUUAAUUAGGUUGGUAGGAUUGAACAAUUCAGUGGAUGCCGCAAAGUUGACCCUGUUUGAAAUCAUAGAUGAGGAGCAGUUUGGAAUUGAAGCAACAACAAUAACACUUGAUUUACCUGCUAAAAAAUGGGAAGUAGUGAAAAGGAAGAACCUGCUAAAUUUUCUUCCGGCCAACAUUGUUGUUACCACUGAAGAAAUUAAAUCAGAUCAAAGGAACAUGAAACUUAUUUUGAGCGGUCCAAGAAAAGAAAUUCGAAUUAAUAAAGAUCGUGUUACAAACACUAUUAACCAAGAAGUGUGCGAAUGUCGUUAUACUAUUCCGAGUGUGAUUAGAUUGAGCUUCCCACAAGGAUUCAAUAUAGAGCAAUACCUUAUACAGAAGUUUUCUCAGGAAAACGUAUCCACCAUAAUUUCGAUGGAGGACGAGUGGGAUGUGUUAACCAUGGGAACAGAAUCUGACCUUAUAAAAUCGUCAGCUAAGAUAAGAUCGAUUUUUCACAAAGAUUUUAAAAGAGUAAUUAGUGGAGUCCGGCAGAGAGAGCUUCUGGAGAAAGAGGUGUUUAGAAAUAUCAUCCGUGAAAUAAACAACCGAGGAGACAUACAGGUACUUGUUAAUCCAGAAAACAACAAAAUAUUGAUUCGUGGCAUUGCAGAAAAGGUCAAUGAAAAACAGCGUGACGUGCAGAAGUUUCUCACAGAGAAUGAAAUUAAGGAAUCUCAAAUGAAAUUUCACCCUGCUAAGCUAGAUUUUCUAGACCAGCACAACAAAGAAUCACUCAUUCGUCUACAAGAAGAGUUGGAUAACGAUUUCGUCAAAAUAACUGUUGCACAGGGAAUAAUAACACUGAGAGGAACUUCACGAGGUCUUAAAACAGCACGGGCGAAAAUAGAUAGCAUGAAUAGAGCGAUAUUGGAAUCGUCAGUUAAUGUUGAGGGAAAAACAGCUAUGUUCGAUAAAGGGACAGAAUCAACGAUAAUUAAAAGCAUACACCAACAGUAUCCCUGUAUUAUGAAUGUUAUUAGAACUGAUGAACAAUUAGCAACGAUUAACCCAGCCACAAUACUCCGACUAGAACAGGAAAAUGAAAUGGAAAAUGAAAAUAGACCUCCAACAAAUGUUCUUCAUUUAUCACAAGGAAAAAGUAUUACGUUGGUGAAAGGAAAUAUUGCAAAGGAAAAUGUCGAUGUUAUUGUGAACAACACAUCAUCUGACCUUAACCUUCAAGGCGGAGUCAGUAGAAUCUUGAGCAAGGCUGCCGGACCCAAUCUUAAGAAGAUGUGUGAAGGCUUAUUACAGAGCCAUGGUGGUUCAAUCCCAGUUCAUGGAGUUGAUACGCCAGGUUAUAAUCUGCACUGCAAAAGAAUAUAUCAUAUUAUCACACCUGGUAAAAAUGAUGAAGAGGGUUUACGUCGUGUCAUUCAACAUUCACUGACAUUUGCCUCCAAAUCUGGUUAUACAUCAAUAUCAAUUCCGGCCAUCGGCACUCGCGUGAACAAUUUUCCAAGAGAUGUAGUUGCUCGAUCUAUGUAUGAAGAAGCAGUCAAUUUUUAUAACGAUACUCCGUCAACAAGUCUCAAGGAUAUCCGACUGGUUGUGUUUGAUUCACUAUCAAUUGCAGCAUUCGAACUUGAGCUAGGUAGACGUUUAGGAUCAUCAAUAAUGGCAGCGACAGAAAGUGCACCACCUUGUUCAAAAACUGCAACACACGAUACGAUUACAGUUGGUGGUACACGGAUAUAUGUUUAUGAAGGUGACAUAAUUAAAGAACAAGUAGACUGUAUUGCUAAUACAAUUAGCCAUGAAUUAGGUUAUGGGCAGCUUGGUCAGCGGCUUGUACAGCUUGGUGGUGAAGAAAUACAUAGUGAAUUGCAGCAAAAAGGUCUAAACAAUCCAACAAUGGUGAUAACUACAGGACCAGGCACCCUGCAAUUCAAGCGCAUUUAUCACACAAAGAUUCCAACAGAUAACCAAAUGAAGGAUAGUGUUUUGAAAUGCCUUACCCUGGCGGAAACCGACGGUAUGACAUCCAUAGCAUUACCUGCAAUAGGAACGGGUUCGGCUAAACGCAAUGUAAUUGAUGUUGCACGUGGCAUGCUAGACGGUAUUGUGGAGUAUGCAGUACGAAGCUCACCUACAUGCCUUAGAUCAAUAAAAAUCGUUAUUUGGCCGGUAACACCGUCACAUCUACAACCGUUUUUGAAUGCUCUUCAAGAAAAACAUACAGCGUUGACUGGUGUAUUCGCAAUGUCCACAUUUCCUGGAUCAUCGGUUGUAUCUGCUGAGGACGAUGUUAAUGAUUAUUUUGAGGAUACUUCUAAAUUAAAAGCGACAGAAAGUGCACCACCUUGUUCAAAAACUGCAACACACGAUACGAUUACAGUUGGUGGUACACAGAUAUAUGUUUAUGAAGGUGACAUAAUUAAAGAACAAGUAGACAGUAUUGCUAAUACAAUUAGUCAUGAAUUAGGUUAUGGGCAGCUUGGUCAGCGGCUUGUACAGCUUGGUGGUGAGGAAAUACAUAGUGAAUUGCAGCAAAAAGGUCAAAACAAUCCAGCAAUGGUGAUAACUACAGGACCAGGCACCCUGCAAUUUAAGCGCAUUUAUCACACAAAGAUUCCAACAAAUGAUCAAAUGAAGGAUAGUGUUUUGAAAUGCCUUACCCUGGCGGAAACCGACGGUAUGACAUCCAUAGCAUUACCUGCAAUAGGAACGGGUUCGGCUAAACGCAAUGUAAUUGGUGUUGCACGUGGUAUGCUAGACGGUAUUGUGGAGUAUGCAGUACGAAGCUCACCUACAUGCCUUAGAUCAAUAAAAAUCGUUAUUUGGCCGGUAACACCGUCACAUCUACAACCGUUUUUAAAUGCUCUUCAAGAAAAACAUACAGCGUUGACUGGUGUAUUCGCAACGUCCACAUUUCCUGGAUCAUCGGUUGUAUCUGCUGAGGACGAUUUUGAUGAUUAUUUUGAGGAUACUUCUAAAUUAAAAGAUACAUUGGUUUCAAUUCUUGGCAAAUACAUUGUUACACAUCGAGCUCUAUUUGAAAUAAAGAUAUUUGCUGGAGAGCAAAACGUUAUUGACACAGUGAAAGAUGAAAUACAAGAUGCUAUCAGAAACUUUAAGUCCCAUGACAAAGAAUUCAACAACGAGUUGAUAGGUAAAUUGAAGAAAGAGGAUAUCAUUGAACUGGAAGAAACAGCAUCGAAAUGUGACAUUACGAUAACUGUUGAUGUAGAAAAAUCAACAAUAAGCAUAACCGGGGAUGACGUUAAAGAUGAACUUUUUGAAGAUUUUACAAGUGUGUUUAAUAAGAUAACAAAAAGAAUAAAGCAAAGGCGCAAACGCGAAAAGGCAUCUGCGAUGGCUGAAAAAGUACAAUGGUACUAUAUUGACGAACCAGGUGAAAAAUACAUCGCUUUUGAUAAAAUGGACAACUUUGCACUGGAGAAGCAUGCAGGAACGAAAAAGAAUAAGCUGAAAUGCGAGCUACUCGGACAAAAUGCCUGUGUUUCGUACAAGAACAAAUUUGCCAUUUUUGGUACUCGUAAAUUGCAAUUAGUACGAAGGUCACAAACAGAGCUCGAUCUUCCACCUUAUUGGAAAGAAGUAAGGAAUGAUGAUGUCAUUGUUGAGGAUAUAAACAACACAUCAGACGAGUAUCAGGAAGCGUACAAAUUGUUCUUUGAUACACUUGGCAGUUUUAGAACGAGGUGCAAGGUUAUAAAGAUUCAAAGAGUUCAAAACCCCUGGAGAUACAGGCAGUAUAUGACAUCAAGACGGAAAUUUGAAGAUCGUGAGUAUGAGAAACGGUUAUUUCAUGGCACGCAUGCUGAUAACGUUACAUAUAUUAACAGAGAGAACUUUAACCGGAGUUAUCAGGCAACAAACGUUGGUGCUAGAUUUGGCCAAGGAUCGUAUUUUGCCAAAGAUUCUGAGUAUUCAAUACCAUAUUCACAGAAGGAUAGUAAUGAUACAAGGCUAAUAAUGUACUUGGUACGUGUACUAGUCGGGGAGUAUGCCCGUGGAAACUUGAAUAUGAAAGCACCACCAGUGAAAGAUACAAGAACUCAGACGAAAUACGACUCAACAGUGGAUGAUCCUGCCAAUCCCACAAUAUUUGUGGUGUACGACGAUACAUUUGCUUAUCCUGAAUUUAUAAUACAUUUUGAAAUACGUUAA
Messenger RNA from Saccoglossus kowalevskii, 5688 nucleotides. RefSeq names its product protein mono-ADP-ribosyltransferase PARP14-like. Gene Ontology annotation, cellular component: cytoplasm; nucleus. Lineage: Eukaryota; Metazoa; Hemichordata; Enteropneusta; Harrimaniidae. Gene Ontology annotation, molecular function: ubiquitin-like protein ligase binding; NAD+ poly-ADP-ribosyltransferase activity; transcription corepressor activity. The record is from RefSeq and is a predicted model, not a curated record. Gene Ontology annotation, biological process: negative regulation of gene expression; protein poly-ADP-ribosylation; positive regulation of type II interferon-mediated signaling pathway.